AGAUAGAAGUAACAGAAAUACAGCGGUUUUGAUUUAAUGAAGAAAAAAAAAAUAAAGAAAUUGUAAAGAAAGUUUUGACAUUGGAGCGGAAGUUGUGCACAUAUGUUUCCGACGUAGCUCCUGCAAAGUAGUACAUGCGCAGUUUGUACAGUCUGAAUAUGUCGGCUGGAUAAAAUACGUUAACUGUUAUCAUGAGCAAAACGAUUUCUUUUGGUUAAGUUUAUCGUCGUUAAGUUAUCGUAAAAAAGAUUGUAAUUGAAAAGUCUGAAGGUACGGAUAAGAUGAAUGUAGUUGACUGAAGAAACUGAACUCGCCAUAUUGUACGUUAAAAGAUUAAAUAAAGGAGGCCUUAUGUCAAGUCAGUUCAGUAUUGGGAGGGCCGACGACGUGUGCCAAUAUGAAGAAGCUAUUUUCAAAAAUCGAAAACACGUCGAAGGAACUCAACAGUUAUAUAGGAAAGGUUUUUGUAGUAGGACGUUGCACUGUCACUGUCGAAGAAGUUUUAGCCGAAGGAGGAUUCGCUAUUGUAUUCCUGGUUAAAUCUUCGAGCGGACGGUAUGCACUUAAACGCAUGUACGUUAAUAACGAACAUGACCUCAAUGUAUGUAAGAGAGAGAUACAAAUUGCGAGUAACUUAAACGGUCAUAAGAAUAUAAUAGGAUACGUGGACAGUAGUAUCGCUCACAUAGGAGGAGGAGUACACGAACUUUUGCUUUUGAUGCCUUAUUGCAAGUCCCAAGUUCUUCAGAUGAUGAAUAACAGGUUGCAAACCGGUUUUAGCGAAUCCGAAAUUUUACAAAUAUUUUGCGACGUUUGCGAAGCUGUAUCCAGAUUACAUCAUUGCCAGACACCGAUAAUACAUAGAGAUCUAAAAGUUGAAAAUAUAUUGUAUUCGGAUACUGGUCAUUACGUUUUGUGCGAUUUUGGUUCGGCGACAGCAAAAAUUUUGAACCCUAGUGUGCACGGUGUGGCGAUAGUUGAAGAAGAAAUUAAGAAAUAUACGACCCUUAGUUACAGAGCACCCGAAAUGGUGGAUAUGUACUGUGGCAAAGCAAUAACAACAAAAGCAGAUAUAUGGGCAUUAGGCUGUUUAUUGUACAAACUUUGCUUUUUCACAUUGCCAUUCGGAGAAAGUACACUCGCUAUUCAGUCAGGAAACUUCACGAUACCGGAUAAUUCGAGGUAUAGUAGAAAUCUUCAUUGUUUGAUUCGUUAUAUGCUCGAGCCGGAUCCUGAUAGUCGUCCCGACAUUUACCAAGUUGCUGUGAUCGCAUUUCAAAUACAGGGCAAAGAAUGCCCUGUACAGAAUUUACACAAAACGCCAACGCCUGUAUUGGAAUCUUUAGCUUGUCCACCUAUGGAAUCGGAAAAUGUAAAAAGAUCAUCAUUGGUGAAAACACCGAAACCGAGUACGACUCCGGUAACAACCGUGGAGGGUACAUCGGUUACGCCGAGACAACGACCAAAAGGACAAGCUGUAAGCGCCGGUCCUAUAAGUUUAAGCGGCCAGAUAGUGAGUCAAAUAUCUGGUCAGGGUAGUCAGUGUUUGCAGUCGCAAAGUUCAGCAGGAAAUUCGACGAUCGCGUUCGUUCAAAUGGGUCAACAAGUUGGUUCAUUGAACGUACCAUCUCAGUCGUAUAUCGCAGGUCAGAGUAUGCAACAAAAUGUUCAGCCGGCAGUAGGAACGAACAUACAAGCCACACCAUCGUCUCUCGUUCAAGUUACGUCCCAAAUUUGUACGAACAGUCAAACCGUUUCAUUCGUACAAGCUCAAACUCAGCAAGCGCAGUACAGUCCAGUACAGCAGUCACAGAGUUCGGUGAUCGGAGGAAAUCAGCAAUCUCCCGUGACUGUUCAGGAUAAAAAGAAUUCCUAUUACUUUGAGUCAAAGUCGGGCAACAAGAAGGUGGAGGAAGAAAAUUUGGAAGCAUUGUUUCCACCUUCCGGUUAUCCAGAUCCGUUUAAAGAAGAGGAUAACCGAGCCAUGCCGCCACCGGCUAAAAUACCACCUCCUGUAGCUCCAAAACCGUGUAAAAUUGUACCGAAGGCGUCGAAUAUUUCUGUUAAUUGCCCAGCUCCAAAGUUGACAGCGGUUACUUCGUUAACAUUGAAAUUAAAUGCCACAACGGGAGGUAGCAAGGGGGCGAGUUGUAUAACACCGCCAACUUUACCGAAACCGGUGAAUAAAACGGAAAGUUUGAGUCAGAAUAUCAGUUCGAGUACAUCACCGCCGGAUAGCCCAACAUUAAUGUCUGCACGACAUCGAAGAAAUGUGAGCGAUACGAGCGCUUUCAACAAAGCGUUUGCAAGCGAAACGACUCAGUUUUUAGCACCGUACGAAGCUUCGGUUAAAUCACGAUCGGAAGAUGUUACGUCUCCCGAAGUUGUAACCGAUAUAAGACCUUGUCUAGGAUCUAGCGCUUCACAUGUACGUAUUGGCGAACUGUCGAGUGUAACCGCGACCGAAGGGAGAUCGUUAAGCGCGGAUGUUGCUGCUUGGAAUCCGUUCGAAGAUGUUCAACCUUUUAAUCAGUUAACCGAAGAUCAUAUUUUCGGUGCGGAAUUUGAUAAAAUUAGAAGGGGAAGCAAUGCUAGUACAAGCGGCGUAAAGAGCCGCGAAAGUCUUGUUAUGACAUGUACUACAGAGUUACCAGAAGAUCCGUUCGAGUCUGCACCUUUCAGUUUGCCAAGGAAGAAGAACAAAAUUGGAUCAAAGACGGCAGCACUUGCUGGAGGCAAGUCUGUAAACGGUAGAUUGAGAAUGACUUCGAAGCAGUGGAAUUCGAGUAUCGAACAUGUCGAAGCGGACGAGGCGGAAAUCCUUCCGGCAAGGAACGCUUCCGUUUCUCCGCACUUUGUUCGAGCUCCCGUAGAAGAUCGCUCGAAAUACGAAAAAUUGUUGUUCGACGUUGGCGAGGUUGAUUCGAGCGACAGUGACAAGGAGGUACCUAAUCGUACGGAAAAACUAAUCGAACAGAAGAGGAGAAGGAUGAAGAACAAGAACAAGAACGCAUUGCGUAGGAAGAAGAAAAUGCAAGAUGCGACAAAUUGUACAAUCAAAAACAACGAAUCGGACGAUUCAAUAGGUUCUGCCAGUGAUUUGAGAACGCUGAACGACACCGAGUGCAAUGAUAUCGAUAUCGAUAGCGAUCACGAUACCAAUACUGAUACCGAUACCGAUACCGAUACCGAUACCGAUACCGAUACCGAUACCGAUAAUGAUCAGGAGCAUGGCGUGAUUCGAAUGAACGGUAUUACCGUUAACGAGGAUGAGCAGACAAACGACUAUCAUAGUCAUGGCGACGACGACGACGACGACGACGACGACGAUGAUAACGAGGACGGUGACGAUGACGAUGACGAUGACGAUGAUCGUGAGGAUGUAACGCGCAAACAGUUGAAUAAAAGUGCGCCGGUAAAAAUACGAGGAGCCUGUGAUUUUAUUGCCACGCAUGAACAUAAUAGAACAAAAAGGUCAAAGAAACAUUAUCAAACACACAAAUUAAUGACUCGAAUUAAUACGGAUCCUGUCGUUGGACACCAGUAUGGGGAGAAACCUCUGUUACUGGAUGACGAACUGGACCUGGAAUCGAAAAUCGAACGAUCGAGCGUCGAUCCGUUCGUCGGUCAUCGCUAUGAUUCGAGUUCCCUAUCGUUAAACGACAAUAUCUCUUCAAAUGGUAACGGAAGGACAAAAGUUGGCGUAUCUGCGCGUUGGCAAGUAGAAGAGGAUGUGUUUGCUCUGGCUCCGUUUCCUAAAUCAGCCCAUUCGAGGAAAGCUGUUGGACAACGAACGACUUUUAGAAAUACGAUGUCAUCGCUUAUUCCCGCUUACACUUUAUCCACAAUCUCCAAUGUCGCCGUGUUAAACACGGACGGUUCACGAAAAUCGUUUACCGGCAAAACUGGAAAUAUCGGGGAUAAGGAAUCUAAACGAUUUUCUGCUAAACUGAUCUCGAACGUUUAUCCAGUUAUUGGUAGGAAAAAUAGCCAGAGUAUGGAAGAAAAAAUAAUAAAAAAAAAAAAUGAGAGAAAGGAAGAAAAAGGAGAAGAGGAAGAGGAAGAGGAAGAAAACGAAGGAGGAGGUGGUGGAGGAGAAAUAGAAGUAGAAAAGGGAAAAGAGAAUAAAGAAAAGGAUUUGUUUGGCUCUUCUCCGUUUAGUCUAAACAGUUUUGUAAAUCCUUUUAAUACCGUUCCAAAUCGAUGGACGACAACCGGAACGACAGCAAUUACAACGGCAACAACGACUACGACUACGACGACAAUGACGACGACGACGACGACGACGACGACGACGACGACGACGUCAACAACUGUAUUUAUAAAUCGAAAAGUAUUGCGCGACAAGGACUGCUCCGAAGCUUCUGUUAAUUGCAUGGUUCCGUGUUUACGAUUUAUGGAGGUAACGCGGUCGAAAGAUGCUGACGCCUCGAUAGGGGUGACAAUGUCGAAUUCAAAGUUUCUUGGUACGAGACUGGAUCGUAGCGAAAGUUUGUCAGCUACGGAGGGAAGUAUCGUCGAGCGUAUAGAAAGCGCGCAAAGUUCCAAGGAUUUGUUCGGUUCCGUUCCGUUUGAUGAAUUUCGCUCUUUUCGAUCGAACGAACAAAAAAGGCCGACCUCUGUACCCUUUUAUUCCCGAUCCUCGGCAAAUUUCCUUGAGGAUAGCGAACGCGCAAUCUCCUCGGAUAAAGCGCAUUCACCGAAUACCGUCCAAUCAAUGUUCGGCUCGCAAACGGCCUAUUCGAUAGAACCGAUUCGACAUCCCACGCGAAUUGCCGCUGAAACAGUUAACAGCGUAUCAAACAUAGACAUUGUAUCGGAGAUUGUUUCGCCCAUGUCGCCGGAGCCUUUGGUCACGGAUGAUGCGCCAAAAUACAAGAAAGACAAAUUUAAAUCGGACAAAUCGAAAUAUCGUUUGAUCGACGAGAGCUCGGCCGGUGGCGAGCUUGUCCUCGAUGCUGCUCUACUCUCCUCAAAGCCGUCUCACAAAGUGAAAUCCACUUGUUACAAACGAAGCCCGAGAACAAAAAAGUGUUCAGCGGUUACCGCGGCAGGUUUCAGUAAUAUGAGUUUCGAAGAUUUCCCGAGCGACGAAAAUGAGGAGAAACAAGUUAGAAAUACCAGAGUCGCGCCGUUCGAAGUGAUCAGAGAGUCGGAAAAACGAUUCGGAUCGUUGAAAAGAAGGAGCAAUCCGUUCACUUGAGAAUAAUACAACCUGCUACAAGGUAUAGGUAUAGGUAUAGCUAUGCACCGCCGCAUAUCCUUAUGUUUUAUUCUUUAUCUUUUAUACUUAAUACUUGAUACUUUAUUUGUUCCUGUCUUCGCGAUAACGCGACAACCCUCCCUCCAGUUGCCUUUAUUUUUCACUCUCGUUUAUUCUCUUGCCUUUUAUCAUUCUGUUAAAGCUCUUAAAUUCAGUGUAAGAAAAAUUGUCUCUUUUUUUCAUUUUCUCAUUUCUUUCUUUACUUACGUCUCUGAAACACGAUGCUUCGAGUCGCUGCUAUCCAUUGCGUAAAAGAUGCGGGUAAACUCGUUGGUCGGAUAAGCAUUCGAUAGCUGAUAGCUGAUAGCCGAUAGUCGUUUCACCGAUCACCCUGUUUACCUACAACAUCAAGUAUUAAAUAAGAAAAAAAAGAAAAGCGAAGAGAAGCAGAUGAGAGAAAGAAAUGAAACACGAUUAAUCGGAAUCGUAAAAUUAAGGAAAGCGAAGAGAGCGGAGAGAGGAGAUACAAGGAAAAGAGGAAAAACUGGUGCAUCUAUUUUUGCAGCUAUAAGCAUUUUCACCACGUAUUUCUACCAAGUAUUACUAUGAUUCAUCGAUUAUUGUACAUGAGAUAUUUUUUUCUAAAGAAACAGAUAUCAGGUAUCUCUCACAUAAAACUCACACAUGUUCGCAGUCAAGUGACAUCCGCUUAAUAAAAGCUCCGUUUCUCUGUCCAGCGUUGUGCGUGUAUCGUCUAUUGUACACUUUGCGCUGUAUACGAGUUGCGAAUAACGUGCUGAAUUUCUCGGAGAAACAGUGUUGAGAAGUAGAAAUGUUUGCCAGGGAUAUUGCUCUUCAGUAGCUUUUAUUCCUAAUCCACGUGUAAUUCAAACUUUGUAACAGAAAUUACAAUUAUUCCCUGGAAACGGAUCUUUUAUCGAUCUGUGCUUUUUCUUCUCCUUUUCACUUUUAAGCUUCACCAGCACUGUAUCGCUCUUGUAAACAUAGAAAGAGCAGAUAAAGAAAAAAAGAAAAGAGUAAGACAAUAUUAUAUAAAUAUCUAUAUAAUUAAUAUAUUCGCAUUAAUAUAUUCUGAUACACGUACAAAUUCAGGUAUUUCUUUGUACGAGUGCGCAUUGCGAAGAUCGGUGGGCGCGUUCAUGUAGGUAACGUUUAUGGAAAAUGUAGAUAUUAGCCAAUACGUACAUAUUUAGGUGCCUUCUUUUGUUAAGUAGAAUGUAUUUCAGGCUUAUACUCUUUCUUAUCGUUCAAUGUAAGUACAAACAAUGGUAUUAGAAGAGAAGCGGUCAAGAUUUUAUUUGAUUCAGUUCCUAUACGUAGCUGUAAAAGCUAAACUCAAGAAUAAGUCACGAUCUUGUAAACUGUAUUGAACGGGAUAUUAAAAGAGACAAACGGAAAUGCGAAUAAAACAAGUGAAAACAAAAGGAUGAAAAAGACGAAGAAAAAAGAAAACGCAGUCAACGGAACGGGCAAUUCUUUUUUAGCAACUAACAAUGAACGUAAUGCGAUCUUCUCACGGCAGUUUACGUAGAAAAAAUCAUUUAACUGAUUACAAUAAAUAAAAUGUCCGAUUGCGAUGAAAUGUUUCCAGUAAUUUUAGGAGAAAAAACAGCCGCUGCUUUAGCAAAUUUUAUUUCUGAAUUACGGAAAAGAUAACGUUUUAUCCUUUCAUGAAAAAUGCAUUAAGCGAUAUUUGUCAUGGGUAGUGCACAUUCCGUACUAAUUACUUAUUUUAUACGUAUUCUCAUUAUAGUCGUCGUCAUCGUCAUCGUCAUCGUCAUCGUCAUCAUAAACUGCUUUUAAAUCUUACUUAAACGUUAUCACUGCCCUCGAUACUAGACACGUUCCCUUUCUUAGGAAGUAUGCAUAAAUUCUUUCCUUCUUUCAACACUUGACAGAAAAACACUUGUCUGCUUGAAAAAUUAAUGCAGAGAAACAAAAGAGUACGUUGCCUCUUCGACUUCUUCAAACUGUUCGAGAUAAAAGCGUAUAAGUAUGUACAUGAGUAAAAUGUGCAUCGAUUUGCAUCGUUCUGAAUUUCCUAUUUAGAAGACAACUGAAUUUUCAAUUCUUACAGUUUUUCUGCCUCGACUAUUACUUGUGUAUGUACAACUUUUAGCCAAUAUCUACCAACAAGAUUGUUGCGCACGUACUUAUAUGUAUACAUACAUAUGUAACGCUCGUACGCGGUUCAUUGUACCGUUUUCUUCAAAAAAUAACUACAAAACAUACCAUUUUAUUUGUUUCUUUUCUCCUGUAAUUUCACUAAAGUUUGUUUAUCAACGCAAACAAAACUGUUCUUACACUUGUAUAUUGUAUCCUUAAAAAAAAAACAUUGCUCCGUUUGUAACAUGUUCAUGGAAGUGAAAUAAAAUACAUAUAUGUCAUUUA
Molecule: messenger RNA, 7615 nt
Organism: Osmia bicornis bicornis
Lineage: Eukaryota; Metazoa; Arthropoda; Insecta; Hymenoptera; Megachilidae
Gene: Nak
Product: serine/threonine-protein kinase ppk30
Exons: 13
Coding region: 398-5203 (1601 amino acids)
Biological process (GO): protein phosphorylation
Molecular function (GO): ATP binding; protein kinase activity
Source: RefSeq, a predicted model, not a curated record